Molecule: messenger RNA, 893 nt
Organism: Centruroides sculpturatus (bark scorpion)
Lineage: Eukaryota; Metazoa; Arthropoda; Arachnida; Scorpiones; Buthidae
Product: L-xylulose reductase-like
Exons: 7
Coding region: 102-830 (242 amino acids)
Biological process (GO): xylulose metabolic process; glucose metabolic process
Molecular function (GO): L-xylulose reductase (NADPH) activity; carbonyl reductase (NADPH) activity
Source: RefSeq, a predicted model, not a curated record
GUGAGGAAGUUUGAUAAGAAAGAAAAAAGUAAACCAAUAGAAACCUGGCUAAAAAUCAAACACUACUUAGCAACUUUAUUUCUCAUUCUAAACGAAGAAACAUGUACGAUUUCAGCAAUAAAAGAGCUUUAGUUACAGGUGGAUCAAGGGGGAUUGGAAAAGAAGUGGUGAAGCAAUUAACCAAUUGUGGUGCACAAGUGUUCGCUUUGAGUAAAACCCAAGAAAAUUUGGACGCUUUAAAAGCCGAAAUUCCGAGUGUCGAAACAAUUUGCGUGGAUAUUUCUGAUUGGAAGAAAACUGAAGAAGCUCUAAGCAAAAUUGGGACUAUAGAACUUCUGGUAAACAAUGCAGCGAUUGCAGAUUCUUGUAGAACUGGAGAGAUUACUGAAGAGCGUUAUGAUGAAUUAGUUGCCACCAAUCUGAAAUCUGCUAUCAACGUAUCGCAGAUUAUUACAAAAAGAUUAAAAGAUGAGAAAAAACCGGGUUCUAUUGUUAAUGUAUCCAGUGUAGCUUCAUUGGUAUAUAUGUUCAACAUUAGUUAUGCUUCAGUGAAAACUGCAUUAGAUAAAAUUACUAAAACAAUGGCCGUUGAAUUAGGACCUUAUAAGAUUCGCGUAAAUAGCGUCAAUCCUACUGUUGUAAAUACGGAUAUGACAAAAGUAGUUUUCGAGCAUCCUGAACUAGAAGCUCAACUAAAAGCAAUGAUACCUGUGGGUGAAUUUUGUAACACCGAGGAUAUAGCCAAUGCUGUGCUGUUUCUACUGAGUGAUAAGGCAAGAAUGAUUAAUGGAGUAAUUCUUCCUAUUGACGGAGGCCAGGCUGCUAAAUAAAAAGCAAAUAUUCAUAUUCCCUGGAUGUAAACAUCUUUAAAAAAUGUUCAAAUUUUAAUGUCU